Molecule: messenger RNA, 24437 nt
Organism: Cavia porcellus (domestic guinea pig)
Lineage: Eukaryota; Metazoa; Chordata; Mammalia; Rodentia; Caviidae
Gene: Zkscan5
Product: zinc finger with KRAB and SCAN domains 5
Exons: 8
Coding region: 834-3350 (838 amino acids)
Biological process (GO): regulation of transcription by RNA polymerase II
Molecular function (GO): DNA-binding transcription factor activity, RNA polymerase II-specific; RNA polymerase II cis-regulatory region sequence-specific DNA binding
Source: RefSeq, a predicted model, not a curated record
GAGGACUCGGAAGUACUCUCGGGGGUGGGAUUUAUGGUUGAAUCUUGGGUUUGCUUACUUCCGGCGAGGAAGUGUUGGGAAGUGUUGGCGUCAGUGUUUUCUCCGUUUAUAGGAAGAAUCCCAUCUUCUGUGCUUUAGUUGUGAGGAGUUUUAUCUUCCAGGAGAGCUCUCCGACACUAGAAACUUGAAGGGAGAGGGUAGGAUUUGUGUCGGAAUUGAGUCCAAUCCCUAACCUUGACCGGGCCUAUCUCUGUCACAGGGUCAGAAAUGAAUCUGAGGGAUCCAGGUUUAAAUCUCCUAACUGUAAAAAUCCUGCUUCUCUUAGGGACCAAUGAAGUUUCCUGUCGGUCUGUCAAGCUGUUGUGACUUGAAGGACAAAGCCCAGUUAUGACCAUUUUAAUGUUUUUCGCCCCUGUUCUGACUUAAGUUUGGAUAUGAUAGCGAGAAGAAGCGAUUUCAUCUGGAUUAGUAGGUUUUGUUCCAUUAUUUGCGUGAAAUGUGAAGUUUGGUACUUACAAAGCGAUGUUUUAGAUUGGCCUGAGGUCAAAUUUUUAUGGCUUUUAAAAAAUAUUUUAAAAAAUCUUGGAAGUAUUUUGUUAAACAUUAAUGAGCGGAGGGACGACUGCCUCACAGCGCAUGUUUUCCAUUAAGUUACUUUGUUUAGUGCUUAUCUUUAGUAAAGAUGACGUGUUUGUCAUCUCUUUGUUAAUAAUGAUUCCUAUGUAUCAGUAGGCUGUACACUGCUCAAAGUGCUCUUCGGAGGAUCUUAAAGAGCAGAAAAUAAGUUGGGUUAGAGUAACAGCCAGCCUCAAGAGACCUCCUUCUGAGUUGGAAUGAUAAUGACAGACUCCCGGGAAGUUACAGACUUAGAUCCUCCAGUUGAGACUUCACAAGAGCAGGAAGAUCUACUAAUAGUGAAGGUGGAAGAAGAAGACUGCACCUGGAUGCAGGAGUACAAUCCACCUCCGUUUGAGACUUUUUAUCAGCGGUUCAAGCAUUUUCAGUACCAUGAAGCAUCAGGACCCCGGGAGGCCCUGAGCCAGCUCCGGGUGCUUUGCUGUGAGUGGCUGCGGCCAGAGCUGCACACCAAGGAGCAGAUCCUGGAGCUGCUGGUGCUGGAGCAGUUCCUCACCAUCCUGCCUGAAGAGUUCCAGGCCUGGGUGAGAGAACACCACCCUGAAAGUGGAGAAGAGGCUGUUGCUGUGAUAGAAAGUAUACAGAGAGAACUUGAGGAACACAGACAACAGAUUGUGGCGUAUCCUGAAGUGCUGCCUCAGAAGACAGUGCCACUUGGAGCGGUGCAGGAGGCCUUUGGUCAUCAGUUCCUGUCCAUGGACACCCAGCUUGAACAAGAGCCACAGAAGCCUCAUCUUCUGGAGGAAAAUGCCCUUCCUGUUCUCCAAGCUCCUUCCCUUCCCCUGGAGGACAGCCAGGAGCUGACAGCUUCACUUCUCUCAGCUGGGUCCCAGAAGUUGGUGGAAAUGGAAGAUGUGGCUGAUGUGGCUGUGUCCUUCAUCCUGGAGGAAUGGGGACAUGUGGACCAGUCCCAGAAGUCUGUUUAUAGGGAUGGCAGGAAGGAGAAUUAUGGGAGUAUUGCUUCCCUGGAUUGUGAAUCCAAAGACAAUAAUGUGGAUCUCAUAGUGAAGCAGAUUUCCAAUGAAGCCAGUUCACCCCACUCACACUGGGUGGCAGCAGGAAGCACGCAAAAAGAUAUACCCCAGAGUCAAGGGUUUGCUGAAGUUAGUGACCUAAAGGGCAUGAUACAGAGGUGGCAGGUAAACCCCACCGUCGGAAAACCAAGGCAGAACCCUUCACGGAAGAGGAAUCUCUCCCCUAGCACAGACAUUAACCGUAAGCAGAGCACAAAUGGUGAGAGAGGGCACAGAUGUAACGACUGUGGGAAAUUUUUCCUUCAAGCCUCCAACUUUAUUCAGCACCGGCGAAUCCACACUGGAGAAAAACCAUUUCAGUGCAGCGAAUGUGGGAAGAGCUAUAAUCAGCGGGUGCACCUCACUCAGCACCAGAGAGUCCAUACGGGGGAGAAGCCCUACAAGUGCCAGGUGUGCGGCAAAGCUUUCCGGGUGAGCUCUCACCUCGUGCAGCACCACAGCGUCCACAGCGGGGAGAGGCCCUACGGGUGCAAGGAGUGCGGGAAGCGCUUUGGUCGCCAGUCACACCUGAUCGAGCACCUGAAACGGCACUUCCGGGAGAAGUCCCAAAGAUGCAGCGACAAAAGAAAUAGGAAUACAAAAUUGAAUGUUAAGAACAAAAUUUCAGAAUUUUCAGAAGCAGACAUGGAAGUAUCAGGAAAAAUCCAAAGGAAUUCUUCUGAAGUUCAAGGUUCUGGAGAAGGCUAUGAACAGCAAGGCAAAGCUGAUAGAAAGCAAGGAAUUCCUAUGAAGGAGAUACUAGGACAGCCCUCUUCAAAGAGGAUGAGUUGCAGUGAGAUCACUUAUAUCCACAAGAAACCCUCCACAGGAGAGAGACCACAUAAAUGUAAUGAAUGUGGAAAAAGCUUUAUUCAGAGUGCACAUCUUAUUCAACAUCAACGAAUUCACACUGGGGAGAAGCCAUUUCGGUGUGAUGAGUGUGGGAAAAGCUACAACCAACGUGUGCACCUCACUCAGCAUCAACGAGUUCACACAGGUGAAAAACCCUACCCUUGUCAUUUAUGUGGGAAAUCCUUUAGAGUGAGGUCCCAUCUUGUUCAGCAUCAGAGUGUGCACAGUGGGGAGAGGCCCUUUAAGUGUAACGAAUGUGGGAAAGGCUUUGGAAGACGUUCACACCUUGCUGGACAUCUGCGACUCCACUCCCGUGAGAAGUCCCAUCAGUGCCAUGAAUGUGGAGAAAUCUUUUUUCAGUAUGUCAGCCUAGUUGAACAUCAGGUGCUCCAUGUGGGUCAGAAAAAUGAGAAAAACAGCAUUUGUGAAGAAGCGUACAGUUGGAACUUGGCUGUGAUUGAAGACAAAAAGAUUGAGUUACAAGAGCAGCCAUAUAAAUGUGACAUAUGUGGAAAAGCCUUUAAUUACAGUUCAGACCUUAUUCAACAUUAUAGAACUCACACUGCAGAGAAAAACCAUAGAUGCGAUAUAUGUAGAGGAAAUGUUGGCCAGUGUUCCCACAUAAAAGAGCAUCAAAAAAUCUGUCCCAGUAUAAAACCCUAUCAGUGUAAUGAAUGUGAAAGAGGCUUCACUCUGAAAUCACAUCUUAAUCAACAUCAGAGAAUCCAUACUGGUGAGAAACCUUUUCAGUGUAAAGAAUGUGGAAUGCGUUUCAGCUGGAGUUGUAGCCUCUUUAAGCAUCUGAGAAGCCAUGAGAGGACAGAUCCCAUAAAUGCCUUAUGUGUAUAGGGUUUCUAUUAAAAAACAGCCCAAUAUUAAAGAAGCCUUCCUAAAGAGAGACCUUAUUCCAGUAAUGAGUGUAAUAACAAUAUGAAGCAUUUUUCCAACUUAACCAUUAAAUCUACAAAUGCAUUGAAUUCUUUCCGUUAGAACUCAGCCUGGGGGCUGGGGAUUUAACUCAGCGGCAUAAGCGCCUUCCUUGCAAGCAGGCAGUCGUGAGUUCGAUCCCUGGUACCGAUAAAAAGGAAAAAGACAAAAAAAAAAAAAAAAAAAAAAAAGAACUCAGCCUGAAGGAACACUGGAGCACCCACAAUAAGUAAAUACCAGUUUGUAUUACUUUUUAGAAGUGCUUUGGGUAGCAUCUUUAUGCUUAGCUGGAUAUGGCAGAUGAAGGAAAGCCUUCAGAUGACACUCAUUCUUUAUUAGAAUCUCAGAAAACUGCCACUGGGAAAAGCCUCAUGAAUGCAGUAGAAAUAUGCUUUAUUUGUAGAGUUUGCCUUGUUUGACAGCAUAUUGAUUCAGGGAAGAGUACAGUGAAAGAACUCUUCAGCAUGACACCUGUUUUGGUACCUCAGCAAUGAACUUUUUCUAGAAACUAUUAUGCCAACCACUAGAAUACUCCAAUCAUUGUUCCCAUCGAAGUAUUAAACCUUUUGAAAAGAAAUUGACUUAGGCAUCUAUAUUUUGAUAAAAUUGGGUUCAGAACCUGGAUGAGAUGUGUUUCUACUGUCUAAUCCAAGCUACAAAUUAUCCAUGAAAUAUUCUAUCUUAUUUUCAUUUUGAUUAUAUUAGUUACAGGGUUAUCCAGUAAAAAGUUAAAUUUGUAAAUCUUUGAGAAAUUGUAGUCUUAAUCAAAUACUAUUAAGGUGUGUAAGACCUUAGGGAGAUACAGAAAAAGGUGAAACUGGAGGCUGGUUUAUUUUGUAGUACACACAAAUCCAUAGAAUGAAUUGGACUAUGUUGAAUUAGAAUUUGAGGUAACUACCUCAAAAUCCAGUGUGUGUGGGUGUGGGUGUGUGAGUGUGUUUGUGUGGUACUAGGAUUGAACACAGGGCUUUCCCAAUGAGUUACACUUCGGCUUUAAAAAAAAAUUUUUUUUUUCCAAUUGGGUCUUGCUAAGUUACCCAGGCUACGUCAGAAUUUGCAGUCCUCCUGCCUCAGGUUCCCAGACUUCUAUAAUUAUAGGUGUGUGCCACUGUACCUAGCUUGAAUUUAAUAUCUUAACUAAUUAAUUUACUUACUAUUGGGACAAAGUCUUGCUGUGUAGUUUAGGCUGGCCUUGAAGCUUAGGCUGCUUUGAAUUUGUGGCAAAUCUUCUGCCUCAGUCUCCUGAGUGCUGGGACUAUAGGUAUGUGCCAUCACACCCAGAUAGAUAUUUUAAUCUAAGCAGUAUGUCCACCAGUUCCCAAGUUCCCUGAGGAGUAUGUCCACCAGUUCCAUGAGGAGAGGCCUCAUGUGUAGGUUGAUGGUAUAUAGGAUUGAGUCUUGGUUUAUGUUGCAAGUAGAAUUGAAAAACUAACAAGGAAGUGAUGUGAAUGUGGUCUAGUACCACCUGCCAUUUGGGAAGGUUUUGGUAGGAAUUUUGCAAGGGAAAGAUAACAGAUAAGAGAACUGACUCAAGCAUGUUUGCUACAGAGAAUGAGAGCACUUCAAGGAUGCUACUGAAGUUCUGUGUCUGCUUUUGGUGCCCAUGUUGAUUGUGUGGUUCAUGGUGUUGCCCACUUUAGCCUCCAUUACCAAGUUGGUAUUGCCCAUCCCUCAGAGACUCUUGUGUUUGUCUGCUAAGUGCACCCAGCUGUAUUACUACAGUAAUUAGGGUUUUUUUUUUUUUUUUUUAGAAGAUGGGAGCUGCCUUAAUCCAAUUUUCUCCUCUGUGUCCCCAUCCAGUGACUUAGACAUGAUUGACAGGGAAAAAAAGCUGAUUCACUUAUCUUGAAGGGAAAAACUGGUGUGGUUUGUGUCCUAGAACCCGCUGGGGAUCAGGCCAAAGCUAGAUAUAAUCUGAGCUACAUCCAAGCUUUUCCUUUCGUUGUUGUCUUUCAUACCCUCCCUCAAAGGCUUUUCCUGAGGAGCACACUCAACAAAGCUAUGUGGCUCUGAGUCCCUUUCUAAGGUUCUACUCUGGAGAACCUCACAUAAGACAUUUGGUGCCGUGAGUGGUCCUGAGAGCUGACUAUGAGUGGCUUGUGGAGUUGGUCACUCACCGUCGGACCAUGAGAGCCCCAUCACUGGUAGGGAGUAGAAUAUUGCUAGUCUUGUCAUAUAAUACCAAUGCAAUCACUGAGGUACUGACUUGUGAACUGGGAUGGAACACAAGUGGAAAGGAUGAAUUGAUUUAUGUAAGGUUUGGGACAAACAAGAAUAUAAUAUAAGGACUGCAGGAUCAGUGUUUCUGCUGAAAGCCACUGACUUCUUCCAGAUAGAAGAUGACAGAGUAAAUAGCCACUGAAUUAAUGAAAAGUGUAGAGACCUUUAUCUACAGACAUAAUCACACAUCUAAAGUAAAGACAUAAGAUUUAACUGAGGAUGACUGAACUUUACAAAAGCCUGAUUUCAUAACCACGGUGGCUGUAGUCAAAGUUGGCUCUGAUAGGUAGAAAAGACAGGACUAUAUGAAUAACCAUGCUUGAGUACUUUUGAAUCCCUUGAUUCCCUUGAACUCAUCCUGUGUAACUGGCCCAUUUGUUGGAAAAUAGCAGCUUUCACUUAUUGAAACUGUGGAUGCCUUGAAUGAAACAGGUGAUGUAUAAGAUAAUGCUGACCCUCUGAACCUGCUCCCACCUUCCUACCCAUCCAUCAGACAUGUUAGGAGGACCAAGUUUUACCAUAAUCCAACUUUGCAAGUGCUAGGCCUGCUAAGGUAUUACAGUGAUUUUAUGCUGAAAGAGUUUCAGGUCUUGGUUAGAAUAUACCGGUAGGGCUUGUGACCUGGAGGUGCUGUCGGGGACUUACUUAAAGUUGGAAAUCUUGACAACAUGAGGCACCCUGUGACAGAAUUUAACCAAAUGACAACUGGGAAAUGAGAUUAACAUACUUUUGGCAUGAUUCUUGAAAGGUUAGGAAAACCAGGUAUAGUGUCAUAUCCCUGUGUAUGAUCCAGGCUCCUCUGGAUACUAAGGCAGGAUUGCUGAAACCCUGGAGCUUAGGAAAAGUUUAGGAAAGACAAGGCUGAUAUUAAAUGAUGUAGAGAUGCCAGAACUGCUGGAGGAAGGCUGGAUCAAAAAGUUCAUAAAUAGACAAACUGAGUUAUAUAGGACCAAACAAGCUAUGGUUCUUAGGAGGGUCUGGAGAAUGUUUUACCAAGGUAGUAAGGACUACAUUGGUUGGGAUGGGAGAAUAGCAUCACUAAAAAUCUUAUUGGCUGUCCUCAUUUGCUGGACUGGUAGUAAGAGAUUCUCUUAAACAAUUGGGCUUCUGGGUAGCAAAAGAUGAUAGAUCCUGGAAUAGCAGAAUCUAGCUAGCAGAGUAUAACUAUCAGUAGCGAAGUAGAUACAGUUUGCUAUGAUUGGUAACUGCCUGAAUGUAUGCAUCAGAGGCUGAACUUAGGGAUUUACAAAAAUUUCUGAUAGAUUUAAUAUAGUUAAUCAGAAGAAUGAAUGAACAGAAGUCUGGAGCCAACCAUCCCAAUGAGAAAUUACAAUCCAGUGUUCAAGAGCCAAUUGACUAAAAGUGAAUUUAUUUGCUUUGAGGAAAGAUCAUACAAUGUGAUGGAAAGUACAUAUAGAGUGAUUUCCCCAUUUAUUCUAAAGAGACUCAUGGCCACUUACUGAGGUCAUUCUAUAUUAGAAACAAAUACCUAAGACUCCUUUCUUCUCCUCACAGAACCAUAUGGGAGUCAGGUAAGUGGAAUCUUAAUCCAGGUCUAUACUCCUUUGGAUUCACUGGGUGUAUGGACUCACUUAGUGGUCAUGUUCAUGGUUCCUCAGUGUGUGAUUGGAAGGGACAUAGCUUACUUGGUAGAACCCUCACCUAGGUUUCUUUACUUGUAGAUUGAGAUCUAUUGUAGAAGAGAAAUGUUUUAGUUGUCAUCUUCAUGCCUGGAAAUGUACACUGGACAGAGAGGCUAUGAAACUAGUGAAAUAUGGUGGGAACUCCUGGAAAUAUGCCAGCCCAGUCACAGUAGUUAAGAAGGGUAUUAUUUUUUUGAGAGUGGCAGAGAUUGGGGUAUCCUUACAUAUUUAAUAGAUACAGAAGUAAUAGCCUUUUUCAUAUAUAUAUAUAUAUAUAUAUAUAUAUAUAUUUAUUUCACCAAUCUGGAUGCUAUAGAACUAAGACCAUGAAUCAUGGCAGAUAACAGUGGACUACUACAAACUUGGCCAAGUAGUAGUCCCAAUUAAGCUGCUGCAUUAUGUGAGGUGACCUGCACCUUCCACCCAGGAGGCUAGAUUCCCCAUCAGUCCUUUUAUUUCUUUUUUCUUAGUGAGAACCAAUUAUAGAACUUGGUCUUUUUCCCACUCUGAAGAGGAGCUUAAGUUCUUUGCUUUAUAGAGGACAAGUUAGAGAGCCACCAAGGUGAGACCUUGAGGGUUCCUAGAGAACCCUCAAGGUGGGUGGCAGUCCAUUGAGGAAGACUGGACAGUGAUGCACUGGCAGUGAGUGGGUUCUCUAGUCAGUAUGUUUUGAGGGUUAAAUAUUAAUGCUCUUUUCAUCUAUCUACUGUGCCUACCCUGAGCUCUGGAUUAUGGUCAGGGAGAGGUGGUGAAGGACUGUGGGGCUUUGAGAUUCUUACUUACUGCUCCUGGCAUCCAGCCCCAGUGGAAUGUGGCAAGAUGACCCUCUUCCUUGUGUCGUUCCCCCCUAGAAAGCUGCCCAGCCCAGCCCAGCUUUGUUCUUUUGCUUUAAGACAAAGCAAAGAUGUUAGCAGUUUUCUGUCUUUGUGGAAAACUUAUGGACAUGACUUCACCAGAAAUGUUGAUUUGAAGUUGCCAAAUCUCUGAAUAGUAGGACUGUUAAGACACUCCUUCAAGUCAGAAUGAUGUAAGAAGGAAGAAAAUGAUGAAAUAGACUUGAAUUCUAGGCAGCAGAUACCUGCAGAGAUGUCAGAAAUAUAGCAGAUAAUAAGGGUUAUUCAAGGAUGAAUAACAAAAUUAAAAAACGUGUGUUUUGGAAUUUGUCAAUGAUUUUACUUCUUUACAAGGUAUCUCAUUCUUAGUGCCUCUGGUAUUGAUAGAAUGAUGAGCAUGAUAAAUCACGAGUCUGAUGCAAUGUGGCAACUGCUUUGUUGUGUGCCUGCUUAGAAAAUUACAAUAUGGUAUGUAUCACUGAUACAGACCAGAAGAGCACAUGACUAGCUAGCCCAAGCCCAUCACUAGGUCUAGAUAAAUAAACUUAAACACUAGGGGAAUAGGAAAAUCUUGUUUAUAAGAGAAACAAAAACUAGUUGGGCAUUGUGACACAUGCCUGUAAUCCCAGCACUCAGGAGGCUGUGAGCGGGAGGAUUGGGGCAAGUUCUAGGCCAGCCUGGCCUGCACAGAGAAAGUGAGACCCUGUCUCAAAAAAUGGAAAAAAGAAGUUUUGUAUCUGUGCUAAAGACUUUUUACAUGUUAAUAUGUAUUUAUUACAAAAUUUGUAAUGUAUCUGAACAUUGGAAAGGCUAAUCAGUUGUUCAUGAUUAGGUAGGAAAAGUUCAUGUCAGGACUGAAACUCUGGUAUGCUUAACUUUGAGCUUGAAUUAUUUCUCCACAGUUUGUCUUUGGUAUAAGCAUUUAUGCUUUAUGCUUAUAUAGUGUUUUUAAUUUCCAAAGCAUUGUGCUAUGAUCUUAAGGAACUGUCCACAAAAAGUAAUUAUAGUCCCCAUCUUAUAGGUGAAGAAAUAAGAGGCACAGAGAUAUAGUGUAUUAUGACUUAAUAAUAACUAUCUCUUGAAAUGAAUCCAAGCAUCUCAGCUUUACUGAGGCCUAGCGUAGAUAAUGCUCUGCACCAAAUGUGUCUGGUUUUUCAUAGCCUUUUCUGUCUCACCGGCAGCAAAUUACCAGAGCUCCUAUCCCCAUUCCAGCAUGUUUCCAGGUAAGCACUUUAUCACCGAGCUCUAACACGUGCUCUGUACUGAAACAUGCAAACUCAUUUCUGCUAUGAUUCUCAAUAUAGUUCAUUGAAAUUUUGUCUCAAGUAUUUUAAGAUGGAGGAAAUGAAAUCUUGGUUUUGCAUAUCUGGGUCAAAAUUCUAAAAGAUGAAGAGAAAGAAAACAUUCUUUGAAGCAGUCCCUCAUAGUGGCAAGAUGAAUCAAGAUGAAGGGACUUCAAUUAGAGGUAAAACUGGAAGAUCCAGGGCUUCAGUCAGGGGUACAGCUGUUUCUCCUUGACUUUGAGAGGCCCAGGAGUACUUUCCUGCUCCAAGUCAGGGUUGGUGAUGGUAGAAACCACUGGUUUCAGUUUAUAUUUCUCAAAUGAUCUCAGUACUCGGUCCUCUUUUGACCUCAGACUGACUCCUCUACUGAUUUGUAUGUUUAAAAAAAUCUUUUGUUUUUCUUUUUUGAGUCAGUGUCUUGCUACGCUGUUCAGGCUGGCCUUGAGCUCACUUUGUAGCCCCCUGGUCUUGAAACAAUGAUCCUCCUGCCUCAGCCUCUUAAGUGCUGUGAUUACAGGUGUGACCCAUCACACCAGGCUUUGUAUGUAAAAUUUUGAUAGCUCUUGCUCUGAAUUUUAUUUUUAUGGUGCUGGAGAUUGAACUCAAAACGUUGCUUAUGCUAGGGAGUGCUCCACUAAUGGACUAUUGCCAGUCCCUAAAAUACAAUUUUUAAUGCUUUCCUAUCAUUUCAACUAGGGCUUUCAUCAAGAAUAAAGGCUAUUUUUUGCUUUCAUUAUUACCCUUAAGUCACAUAAUAUAUGUAGUUCAUUGCAACCAGUAGUAUUUGUUCUCAUGGAUACAGUAGCAACAUUUUCUUCUUAUUUGUAUAAAGUUCAAUAAAAUCAUUAAGGGCCUGGUAAUUCAAUUCUCAGCAGGUCAUGUUUUAUAAAUUAAGAGAUGUGAGUGUACUACAACUGCUAGGUUAUUUAUAAGACAUCUGAAUAAGAAUGUGAGCAAUGUUAUAGUAGCACAGGCUUGAAAUACAGAAGUAAAUUAUGAAUUCAUAUUGUAGGUUACAUACAUUUCUCCCAUUCUUCAAAAAUAGUAAGAUUUCAUUGAUCUUACAGUGUAUUCAUCAAAAUUCAUUUAUUAAUUGCUUUUGAUCUACCUAGUGUUGGCCUAUAUAAUAAAUUUUCUUUAGUUAUCUGCCACUUAGUACCUCUCCAUAAAACAUGUCAUAUAUUAUGGUGGAAUACCAAGAAACUGACAGGUCAUUAAGAUUUUGUAUAGCUGAAUUUUUUAGCUAAGUUCAGUCUAUGAUUGAAUUCUGAAAUUGGAAGGGGCUUUAGUAUAAUCUAGUUUAUUUUACUUGGACAAAUUUGAGACUUGGUGGGGUCAACAGUAGAAACAGUAGCUACACAUCCCUGGGGGUUUAUUUUUACUCAACACACAAAAAAGUUUGUAAGUGAAGCUGCCCAGCAAGCAAUGGACCAAGAAGUGCAUUUUUCUAUAUCUGACCCUCAUUCCAUUGUGACAGGAACAUUGUAGACUAGAGGGACUGUGCUGCAUUAUGAAGUUGGACUAAAUCCAUGAUACUCAACAGAGAAAGGCUAGGAGAUAUUACAACAUCUCUGAGAAGCUGACAUAGUUUUAACAUACAAAUACACUUCAAUUUUUUCUUAAUUUGAAAUAUUAAAAGGUGGCAUUUAAUUUGGUUGGGCAAUGUUUAAAGUUUCUUCCAAAUCACUUUUUAAACAUUUCCUUUUGAGCUCCAGGAAUAUGUCUCAGUGGCACAGGGCCUGCCUGGCAAACAUGAGGUUGUGAGUUUGAUUCCUGGUAUUAAAAAAAAUUCCUUUUGAGACACAGGGAACAUAGUCUUGACAUAGUCAAGGGCCUGGGAACAGGGAGGGUCCUGGACUUUGCCUACUACUUAUUAAAAGCAUGAUUUAUGUUUUCUCCUGGGGCAGCCACAGUCUGAAAAGCCAUUUUUACUAUGAACUAUGACUCAUCCCUUGGGUCUACAUGUGCUUAAUAAGUAACUAAAAGCAAAGCAAAGCCUGACCUUCAUUAUGUAUACUUUAUAUGAUAAAUCUUUAUUAAAUCUCUUAGAUUUUCAUAGGGACAUGUUGAUGAUCAUUUAGGGAAUGUUGGGUUAGAAGCUGGCCAGGCAGGGUUGAUUAGCCAAUUUUCCUAAUCUCAUCCACAUUCAAGAUUGAGGACACCAUGAUAGGAAUUUACAGUAACAUUCACCUUCCAGUCACUUUUAUACCUGUGAUCACCUGAAUUCCAGUAAAGGUGGAGCCCCACAUGACUUGAGACCAUCAUAAACAAAGAUAAUCCUUUUUUGGGAAGGAAACCAUCCUUCAGUCAUUCCAAAACUAUGUACUAGGAAUGAGAUAAUGAUCAACUGGAUCCCAGCCUACCAGCUAGUCAUUGAACAUAGUUGCUUGCCUUUGUGGGAGGACCACUCUGAAUCCCUCUAUCAAAGUGUGCCCUCUCCAGCUACCUAAACUUAAAUCUUUUCCUAUCUUUUCUUUAACUUUCUAAUUAAAGUUUUUUUCUACUGUAAAUUUGUGGUUUAGUCUUAGUUUCUGACAGAUUCUGCCAGCUUGAGGCUUAUCUAUCUCUAAAGUGACAUUCGUCCAACUUGGUAUGGGGCCCAGAGAAACAAUUUAUCUCUCUAAGAGUAACUUCUAUGUUCUCCUUCUAGUUCCAUUAAUAAACCUCCCACUCCCUUCUUGCACGUGUGCCAAGCCCUCUCCAAUCCCAAGACCCCGCAACCACCCAAGUGCUUCACCCCCAGUCCCCGAUGUUUUUCUAUUUUGUGCAGGCAGAUGCCUUUCAAAUCAGCUGUUGAUUAUGUCAUUUUGCCCACCUCCCAAAUUCCUCCCCCAGCCAGACCUGAAAAAAAUACUUCCACUUCUUUGUUCUACCCAGAGAGUGCUUGGGUUUCUUCUGCAGACCUCUGGUGCCUCCACUAAAGGCCUCUUUCUCUCUGUCUCUCCAUUCUGUCAAAAAUCAGGUCCAUGCUGGCUGGUAACAAGAUCUUACUACAUAGCCCAGUCUGGCCUCCCACUUGGAAUCCUCUUGCCUUAGCCUCCUCACUGCUAGGAUUAAAGGCAUGUAGCGCCACAAUGUUUUUCAUACUUUAAAAUGACAACUGUCCUGAAAAUCUAGUUCUUCUAGAAGCCAUCGUAAUCUCAUAAGGAUUGAGACAUACAGGGAGUUGCAAUGCCUAAGGGUUUCUCAGUUCUUUGCCUCUGCAGCCUAUCUGCAUAGCUGAGUCUUUCUAGCCAGAAGGAUAAUUGGUUUGUCUUACUUCUGUUUCUUCCAUUCCAACUUGUUGAACCUCAUCCUCUCUUGAGUUCGCCCAAGAUCCUUAAUGUGCCAGACAGUGUAUGGGCAGUGAUUGAGGUGGUAAAAGAAUUACCAAAGUCAAGGAAUAUAGGAAAGACAAGAGUUUAUUCAGGUUAGAGUACACUGCCAAGAGGGACAGCAGGCAAGGUUCCAAGAGAGGACUCCUAUGUUUAGUGUGACAGAUUGUAGAUGUGGGGAAGCGUCUGAGUUGGCAAAUGGAGUUAUCUUAGAUAUAUUUUCCAGGGCUUGCUGUGACUUGUUACUCUUUCAGAAACACCUGAAGUUAUACAUCAAGUUGCAAAUUGCCAAGGUCAUUUACUCCCGUCUCACAGCAGCCCCUGUAGUUUUAGAUAAGGCUGCCAAUACACAUUAAUUUUUUGAGAGACAAAUGGGUCAGGGCUCAUUGGGAUGAAGAGUUCUUUAUUUUUAAUCUUGUUUAUCUACUCAGGAUUAAACACAAUACCUCCUGACUGCCCAGCACGUGCUGAGCAAGACUGUGUCAGCAGAGAAACACGGGUGUUGAGAAUUUUAACCUCUUUGUUACAUUAAUAAGUCUUGAUUUCAUGUCCUAUCACCAAGGCGUCUUUAGUCAGUCAUAUUUCACACUCUGCAUUAGCACCCUUGAGCUAGUUUCUUACUGGUCAAUCCGACCAUUAGGCUCGCCAUUCCUCCUCACCCCAAGUACGUGCCCCUUGAGGUGGCCACCUCCCUACGCAGUAGCGGCUGGAGUCAGGUUAGUUUUCCUGACGUUUGUCGCAGUCAUCACUGGUGUAAUGGCUAGCAACGUCCACUAGAUCAGUAGAGAGAGCGGUGCAACCGCUGAAGAACGUGCAAAGCCAAGUGCAGUAGACAGCGCCCACGACCACUAACCACUAACGAUUUGCACCGGGCGCUCAGCCGGAACUCCCCUCCACCGCCCUCCCCGGGUCGCAUCCGGGGCCUGCGCUCCACUGCCGGAAAUGCCGGUGAGAAGCGCCCGCCCCCCGGCAGUCUAGAGCGCCCCGGAAGAGUUGCGCGGCUCUGCGGAGGAGUGUGUAGCUGACGGGACGGUAGCUAGGCCCGCCUCUCUCGCCGAGUCCCCCGGAAGUCGUUCUGGGUUGCCGUGGGAGGGGUCCCUUGUUUCGUCUCCCCAGGAAGAGGCGCCUGGCCUGGGCCGAAGAUUUCCUUGUCUUCUGGACCGCGCGGAGGCCCGGGCGCAGGAGCCUGUUCGUCUUCAGUCCUGGUUCGCCUGAAGCCCCGCGGACUGAGCGCUCCGCAGUCAGAACUCGGUGACCUGUCCGGGUGUGCUGGGAACAGGGAUGGAGGAACUGUCAGCACAAGAAGCCUCAGGAUCACCAAGGGUCCAGUUUCACUCUUUGGAGACCCAGUCUGAGUGUCUUUCCCCAGAGCCUCAGUUCAUGCAGGACGCCGACAUGGAGCAGGGACUCACUGGGGAUUGGCUCCAAACUCCUGGACUCCUGCAUAAGGUGACUGGAUCAUGGGGUUACUCUGUAGCUGAAUGUGCUGUAAGGAGGUAAGGACUCAUCAGAAGAGGUAGGUCACUGGGAACAGGACCUGGAAAUGUAUAUAUCUCCCUCACUGGUUCCUUCCCUCUUUGCUUCCUGGCUUGCAUGGGCUCAGAACCCUUUAUCCACUAUGCCUUAGUGCCAUGCUAUUUCUGCCUUGGAGACAGCUGACCAUAGAUAAACCUGUGAGCCAAAAUAAUUGUCUCGUCCUUUAAGUUACGCAUGCUGGCUAUUUUAUACCAGUAAUAAGUGACUAAAAACCAGCCAUGGUCAUGCAGGCCUGCCAUCCUAACAUUUGGAAGGCCGAAGUAGGAUGAUCACUGUACAUUUGAGGCCAGCUGAAGCUACAUAGUGAGUUCAACUACAGAGUGAGACCCUGUCUUAAAAAAACAACAAAAAAGUUACUAUUACAGUUGAUUUCAAGGGACUGUGUGUGUAAAACAGACAAACGGAAAGGAAAUACAUUUAUUCUAGCAGUUUUGUCCUUGUGACUCCUGGCUGCAUGAACAGUAUACGGAAGACCAAGGAAGGUGCCCUUUACAUGAACCAACACCUUCUUCACUACUACUGAGAGCUUCUGUACACAUGGAUGCUAACACAUUCACGAACACAGACACACUCAGACCUCAUAUGAAUCUGUUAGACACAGUGAAAACUGUGAGGCUCUGAUGAAGCAUGAGGGUAGAGAGAAAUAUUUCCAAUAUAUUGUGAGUGUAGCACUCACACUUUAAUCCCAGCAUUGAACCAUGAAUCAAUCACAUUCUAGAUUCAGCCACCUCUGAAAAGUCCAUCCUGCCAUGACUGAAUGAGGGUUUGGGGAGAUAUAGACACAACUGUAUCAGCUUGCAUCUUAUUUAGUCCCAGAUAAUUCAUACAAAAGAGAUGAUUUAUAUGUGCAGCACAUGUGGAAUAGUUUUUGGUUGGAAUUUAAAUCUUUUUGUUUUUUUGUCUUUUUCGUUUUUAUUGGUACCAGGGAUCGAACUCACGACUGCCUGCUUGGAAGGCAGGCGAUUAUGCCACUGAGCUAAAUCCCCAGCCCCUGGAAUUUAAAUCUUAUUCAAACUCAGAGAAUCCACACAAGGGAGGAACUCUAUGAAUGUAACCAAGAAAGACUUUUAUCUAGUGCUUUAAUCUAAUAGGACAUCAGUGAAUUCACACCACAUAGAGACCAGAUAAAUGCAGUAACUAUACAAAAACUUGCAGCUGAAAUUCAUGGCUUAUUGAACACCAGAAAGUAGAUGCCAUCAAACUGUAAUGAGUGUGGGAAGUCUUUUAGUAGGCAUGAAAAGCAUCAUUGAUCUUCUCAUGAUAGCACACACCUGUAUCUUAGUACUCAAGAGGCUGAAGCAAGAGGAUUGCUGUGAGUUCAAGGCUAGCUUGGGCUACAUAGUGAGUUUCAAGUCAUCCUGAACUACAUAGAAAAAACCUUGCCUCAAAAAAACAAAACAAAAACCGCAAAAAGCAUCAUAAACUUCACACUGAAGAGAGACCCUACACUUGUGUCAUAUGUGAGAAGGCCUUGAGUUGGAAUUCCCACCUCAACUAUCAUAGAUGUCUUAUUUCAUAAACUUAAUUCAUGAUUCUGGUCAGACACUGAAUUAGAUGAGAACCAAAUCAAAUUUUCCCAGAAAGUCAGUGUUAAACCUAACCAUUGAAUUUGAUUUAGUUCUCAUGCAAUUUGGUUUAUGAUCAGAAUCAUGGAAAGAAUUAAGUAGAUGAACCAACUGUAUUUAGUGUCAAGAAAUUCACAAGAGUAAAGUCCUAUGAAGGUAAAGACAUAAAAAACCUUCAACUGUAGUUCAUAUCUUAUUGGUCACCUGGAAAUCCAUACAAAUGAGAAAUAUGAAUAAAAUCAGUGCAGUAAAAUACCUUUGAAGUUUUAGCUUUUUAUAAAAAUUGGAGAAUUCAACUGGGGAGAAAGUCUUUGAGUGUGAAAUGGGAGGGCCUUUAGUCCUAGCUCAGCUCUUAGUAAGAUACGUGAAGAGUGACACUGUGGACAAACCUUUCGGAUGUGUUCAGUGCAUGAGAGCCUUCAGAGUUCCAAGCUUAUUUAGCAAUCAGUGUGUUCACUUCAUAGGAAUCUGUGGGGUAAGCCUUGUUUUCAGAAAGCCUUGCUACGUGUUGGGCAAUCUGCACAAAGGAAAAAAGCAAGUAUAAUGCAACAUUCAAAGAUGAUGACCAGAGACUGAAACUUCAAUUAGCACUACUUUUUACUUGAUGUUGAGGAUUUACGUCAAAGGGAGAUUUUGUGGUUUGCUUUCCUAAUUUCUGUAAUCAUCCCUUGACAAUGGAGUAAGUUAGAUCCAACUGAGGGAAGAAAGAAUCAGGGAGUUCUGGAUUCAGAUUCAUGUCAGGAAAACAGUAGAUGACCUUAGAACCCAAAUAGCUUUGCUUUUCUCUCCUCUGUCUUGAUAUAUCUGUAGACAACAGUGCUUAGAUCUCUUUUGAUCAAUAUUUUGCUUCUCCAUAUUCUACCAAUUACUGAAUCUUUUUUUUUAUGUGGUGUAAAUGGGCAAGUUUUUAAAAUCAAAUAAUUUCUCACUAUGGCAUGUUGUCAUGCGUUUGUUGUAUGUUGGCUUGGCUAGGCCAAAUCGCAUUUACCAGUAUUCUUUUUCUUGAAUGUUCUUGCUCAGACAGGCUAAAAGAGAGAUUCUUGAAAGACUUGGAGGGAAGAAAACAGCAUUAUUUUGUAGCUUGCACAUGUUGCUGCUAAUUUGCAUGUCCUUCUCGCCUUAAAGCAGUGGCUGGACUACAAUUUUUCUACCUUCCUUUGACUCUUCCUUGCCUUUAUUGGGUCAGAUAUAUUAGCGUGUGAGUCUACCUCUGUGACAGAGGACCUUAAGUUCUACAAGAUACCCUCAUUCUCAAAUGUCAGAGACAAAAAGAACUGACUUGGCUUCAUUCCUCACGAGGUUCCAGUUCAUGUUGGGGGUUCCAGGCUGCUUGUGAUCUUCUUUUCCUAUCUGUUCACCUGUAGACUUUAUUCUUCAGCAUUCAAGAGACACUUCAGCCUUUCAGUCAUUGCUCAACGAGCUCCCGCCAUUGUGUGAAGCCAAUUUCCUGUAACAGAUCUCUUUAAGUAUAUGCAUUUCCUAGUGGUUCUGCUUCUGUAACUGAACUUUACUGAUACACAUAUGGAACUACCUGCAUUGAGAGUUCCAAGAGAAAUAAUAGGGUACAGAUAGAAGUAUAGAGAGAUUUAUUGUAAAGGAUUAGCUCAUGUAAUUAGAGAGACAGAAGUCUCAAAAAUCUGUUGUCCACAAACUGGAGGUCCAGGGAAGUGGGUAAUAUAGCCCAGUUCAGAUGUUAAGGCCAGGGAACCAGGGAGCCACUGGAGUAAAAACCCAAGGAGCAGGAGAGCCACUGUCAAAGGGCAGGAGAGGAUGGAUAGCUCAGCUCAAGCAGAAGGCACAUUUACCCUUCUUUCACCUCUCUGUUCUACUAAGAUCUUUGAAGGACUGGAUGAUGUCCUUUUGCAUUGGUGAGGGAAGACCUUCUUUAGUGAACCUAUGAAUUUAAAUGCUGAUUUGUUCCACAAAUGUCAUGCAUCCAGAAACAAUGUUUCCAGAAAUGAUGUUUUACUGGCUAUCUGGACAUCCCUUAGCCCAAUCAAGGUGACACAUAGAAUGAACCAUCCAAUAUCCUUAUGAUACAUAUUUAUUUCAAGUUUAAGUGGAGAGAAAUGGUUAAAUUCUGUCUUUUUUUUGUCUUUUUGAGACAGGGUCUUGCUAUGCAGUUCCGGCUGGCCUUGAUCUCACUUUGUAGUUUAUGCUCGUCUUGAACUUGCAACGAUCCUUCUGCCUCAACCUCCCAAGUGCUGGAAUUACAGGCAUGCUCCAUCACUCCCGGUUUCUGUCAGAUAUUUUUAACCCAAUAAUAUUUCCAAGGUUUCUUAUCAGAAAUAGCUAUUGUUCAAACUAGACUGCAACAUAAAUUAAGGCAUCACCUGAGGUAGAGUUCCAUGUUAUGUGAUUGUCAAGGAAAAAGUUUGGUAACAGUAACAGCUUGGUAAACUAGUCAGGUGAACCAGCUCAUCUUGAAGAGACGAAGAAAGCUCGUUCCAUCUGCUGCUUCCCCUCCCCUUCUCCCUUCAAAUCCAACUAGGUUAAGUUUUAACUUCCUAAAGGCCAUAAAACAAAGGCCUGAGGUACUAGCUCCUGACAUCCUGGGUCUUCCCUAUCUGGUAGCCCCGUCACAAAUUGUGUUAAUUGCAUCAGAUUGUAUUAGAUUGUACAUUCUUCACAGAAAUAGCUUCGUUUAUAUCAUAGUAAUACCUGUAACUGUAAAUGUGUGUCUUCCUUUUCCCCUGGGUAAAAGAUUGAUAUGUUAAUCAAUGCUCUCAUCUGUAAAGAAUUGUAAAAUCUUACCCAAUUGAUAUGUUAACCAUUGUUGCCCUCUACAAAUAGAAAGGUUGUGGUGCUAAAGUAAGGUAAUUAUGUCAGGAAACUCAGAGAUAAAGUCUGCUGACUAUGCUAAUCAAGAUUGGGAAGUAUGUCAGAACCAAGCCACACAGGAGCUAGGUGACCUAAAAAUAAGCUGUGCAAAACAAGACAGUUAAUCAACUCUGACCCACUGGUCGCCCCUCAUGAUCUGACCAAUCACAAAUGGACAAAUCACCAACUGUUCUGCUCUAACUGCUAUGAUUGGCUUCUGUAACAAUGCUUGCUUACUUUGCGGUUUUCAUCCUUAAAAACACCAGCCUUGCCCCAACUCAGGGUUCUCCGUUUCCACCUGUUUGGAGGACCCCGUGUACACGGAAUAAUAAAAACCCCAUUGUUUUUACAUGAGAGCGAGGCCCUUAGAGUCUUCCUCGAGACACCGGUCUAACAUUUUGGAGGCCCUAGCGAGAUCAAACUGAGAAGAGACCUCCUCGCAGAGGGAGACCCCAACGGCACCUCUCUGGGGUAAGUAGUACGGCCAGUUUUUGUUUACUUUCAUUUUGGAUCGAUCCGCCAUUUCCUUUCGCCCCAGGCCGAACUCCGGCUCUACUUCACGGGCAAAUUCUGUUCUUGGGUGAUCGGGGGACGCCCCACACGGUUUUCCGUGACUCACCGUCUGCGAUAGGAUUUUCCUAUCGAUCUGGGGAAUUUCAUUCCCAAUCUGUGGUCCGUCUGGGCCAAUCUGGGGAAUUUCAUUCCCAAUCUGUGGUCCGUCUGGGCCAAUCUGGGGAAUUUCAUUCCCAAUCUGUGGUCCGUCCGGGCCAAUCUGGAGGCACCCCCUAAGGUGACUCGUUUGAUGUGAAACUAAUGCGUGAGAGUGAGGUGGCCGGCCUGUUUGUCCUGUGUGUUGUGACUGUUGUGAUCGGUUAUUUGUUGUGUCGCGCGUACGCUAACCACUCUUUGUCUUCAGAACACCAUGGGACAAACGACAUCGUCCCCAUUGUCCCUCACCCUCGACCAUUGGUCGGAGGUUCGAGAGAGGGCUCACAAUCUCUCCUUUCAGGUUAAAAAAAGUAAAUGGCAGACUUUCUGCUCGUCUGAGUGGCCCACAUUCUCCGUGGAUUGGCCACCGGAGGGGACUUUCCACCUUCCCCUCAUCUUAGCAGUUAAGAACAUCAUCUUCCGCCCUGGAUGAGAGAGCCACCCCGACUGGAUCGCCUACAUCUUGGUAUGGCAGGACCUCAGGGAGGAGCCCCCACCGUGGGUAAAACCCUUCCUUCCUCCGCCCUCUCCUUGGUUGCCUGUUUAAACUUGUUACUAACUUAGGGGCUUGUUGCCCAUUUCUGUUGCAGGAUCCAUAUGGCUUAUUAGAUUCAAGGUUCAUGAUAAGAAAAAUUAUUUCCUUUAGCUGACCAAACUGUGCAAGAAGCUCCCUUUGUUUGUGUCUUUAAUGUUGUGGUGCCUUGUUUAAUAUGUAAGACUUCAAUUGAUUGCUUGCAACCUCGGCAUGCCUUUUAAAAGGAGUAUUUUUUUCUCUCUGGUGAAAAUGUAAACAUGUGCACAUAUAUAUGUAUAUCUAUGGUUGUUAAGAGUCAUGUCAACUUUGCCAAGUAAAAACCAGGCGGUACUAUAUUUGAGCCAGUUAAAAGGUUACAGUUUUGUUUUUAAAAUACAGCAUUUUUAUGUGGUAAAAAGACAUAAAAUAAGUAUGUUUUGGACUACUAAAAGGUGACUUCAAGGGUUUUGUUGAGAGUUUUGAUGUUGUCUGAGAAGUGAGAGAAAAGGUAAUUGACUGGUAAUAGUAAAAAGAGGGACAAAGAGAGUGGUCUUCAAGUAAAGGUGUCUGGCUAUGCCAGAAUGUGGAAAAAGAUUAAAGCUUAGUUUGAGAGGUAUUAUUGUAAGUUGUAGAAGGCUCAAGAGGAUGUGAAUUUUAUUUGUCUUAAUUUAUAGUACUACAAAUAACAGGUUUGACAAGAAGUAAAUGUGUUCAGAAUUUGACAGUAUUAGAUCAGUUUUGGUAAAAGUAUUCAUAAGAUUGUACUUUGCUGCAAAAUGUUUUCAUUAAAAUGAGAUUAUAGGUGAUAUUAAAAAUAAGAUACAAGUUCUUACAUGUGCUGUGAACAUCUGGGAGAUUAUACAGCACAAUUUUGUUACCUAUGAAAAAGCCCUUUUUGUUAAGAAUAUAAUUUUAAUAAAAUAAUGGCCUGUCACGUGACACCCUUGGACAAAAAAUCAGUGUGCCAUCCAGAUGAAGCCGGCUCUCUGAUCCGGAAUGCCAAAACCAUGUUCUCCUUUUGUGCUACCCUGACUGGACAUCCAGAGGUAAGGAGGUUUCCCAAUAUUGCCAGUUGUUCUCUUUGUAACUCAGUCGGCCCCACAUGUUAGACAAAAAUUACAAAGGUUUGAGAGGUUUAAGAAAAUGCCCCUCAGCCAGUUAAUAGAGAUAGCACAAAAAGGUCUUUUGAGAACUAAAAAAUUUACAAAAAGAUAGCCAAGGUGUUAAAAUUGCUCUAUGAAAAAAAAACUUUUAAAAAACAGACGAGAGUUUCUGGGGGCAGUUGGAUACUGUAGGCUAAAUUUUACUGAAAAGCUUGCCUCUAUAUGACUGACUCCCAUAAGGGAGAAACUCAAAAUUCGCUGAACUGGACUGAUAAAUGUAAACAGGCCUUCCAACAGCUCAAGCGGGCCUUGACAGAGGCCCCAGCCCUGGGACUCCCUGACGUUACCAAGCCUUUCAUCUUGUUCAUAGAUAAACUCAGGGACAUUGCCAAAAGAGUCCUAACUCAGGACAUUGGCCCUUGAAAGAGGCCUAUAGCCUACCUCUCCAAAAGACUUGAUCCAGUAACAGGAGUAUGGCCCCCUGCCUAAGAAUACUAGCUACUGUGACAAUGUUACUUAAGGAGACAAAAAAACUCGCUUUGGGCAAGUGAUUUCUGUGGUAACCUCUCACAGUUUAGAGACUCUUAUCAAAACCCCUCCUAAAAAAGGCUCUCAAAUGCCAGAAUUCUACUGUCAAGCCCUGCUUCUAGACCCAGAGUUAAUGAUAUUCAAGACUUCUUCAGCUUUAAACCCAGCCACCCUUAUGCCUGAUGAUGAUCCGGAGGAACAAAGGACACCUCUCUCCAUGAGUGCGCUGACAUCCUCGAACUGCAGCAGAACCUACAGGCUGAUCUUACUGACCAGCUUUUGGGAAAUGCCGACAACUGUUCGAUGAAAGCAGCUUCAUCCAAAACGGCAAACGAGUGGCCGGGGCAACAGUGACCGCUGAAAAGGAGGUACUCUGGGUUAAGCGGGUAGAGUCUGGCACUUCUGCCCAAAAGGCGGAGCUUGUUGCUUUGACUGAGAGGCUAAAACUAGCCACGGAAAAGAGGGUAAACAUUUUUUUUUACUGAAGACAUCCCUUUGCUACUGUACAUAUACGGGGAAGCCAUCUAAAAAUGCUCCACAGAUUCUAGAUUUGCUGGCAGCUGUCUGGCUGCCUCAAUGGGUUGCUAUUCCUUACAAGGCUCACCCAACCAGAGAUAAAAAAUAACAACCACAUCAGAGGGGUCAACCAAGAAAGUAACUGCUCUGAUACUAGUCCUCUGACAUUGUCAGAACUAGUCUACACAAAGAAAGACCUACAGUUGACAUCUCAACUUGGAAUAAAGUCUCCCACCCCAAGGGGCUAAUACCAGUUACCUGAUAAACAAGUACUGUUACUGGAGGCACUAGGGUGGGAGCUGUUUCACCUUGCAGAAUUGUUCAGAACUCAGUAUUUUAUUCCAAAACUCUACAAACUGACCACCUCUUCGAGCUCCAGAUGCCCACAGUGCUUGUUAGUCAACUCAGCCAAGAGCUCUGCGUUGGAGACCACCCGACAUCAAGAAAUUGUUCCAGGAGAACAUUGGGAAAUAGACUUCAUAGACAUGGUAAAACUUAAUUUACAGGGACACCGCUAUCUCUUGGUAUUAAUAAACAUUUUUACUGGCUGGGUAGAGGCUUUCCCUACUAAGUCUGAGUCAGCCUUAGUGGUAGUUAAAAAGCUAUUGCAUGAGAUCAUACCUUGAUUUGGCCUCCCACUAUCAAUGGGGUCCGAUAAUGGCCUGGCUUUCAUAGCCCGAGUCACCCAAAAGUUAGCCCAGACAUUAAAGAUUAAUUAAAACUCCACUGUGCCUAUCAGCCACAAAGCUCAGGGCAAGUAAAACGUAUAAACCAAAGUCUCAAGGACAUUUUAGCUAAGCUGUUUUCAAAAACUGGCGAUAAUUGGAUGAGCCUUCUUCCCUUUGCACUGUUAAGAGCUAGAUAUACCCCAUAUGUUUCCAAAAUUUCCCCCUUUAAAGCCAUGUUUGGGAGGCCCCCGCCAUUGGUUCCAAGAUUGUCAGAAGACAAAUUAGCUAAAAUUACUAAUCGAGAUCUUAAGUCCCUACAGACACUCCAACCUGUGUUGGCCUGGAUCCACCAGCUGUUUAGACAAAAACACUUGGACCUGCCUUCAGAGACCAAGGCCUCAAGGACUCCAGUCUUGGUUCGAUGUCAUCACCAUGACUCCCUCGAACCCCACUGGGAAAGACCUUUCACCGUGGUGCUCAGUACCCCCACUGCCAUCAAGGUAGCAGAAAAAACUGCGCGGAUUCACUACACUCAUGUAAAGCCACUGAAAACAACAGACAACGAGGGACAUACUCAGUGGACUACACAACAGACUGAUAACCCUUAAAGUUAAAAAUUGACUAAAGCAUAGUUAGAUUAUGCUGGUCAUGAACUGUUUUAGCUUGCUUGUUUUGAUUUUAAUAACAUUGAUGCCGACCUUGCAUGGCGGCUUUGGUCCCCCUGUAAGCAAAAAAAAAAACAAUUGUUAAAGAUCUUUGUAUGGGAGCCCCCUUUAAAAAAUGUAAAACGGAAUUCUCCCCUAUCUCCUUCCCUUGAUAAGACCAUUAGUGACCUUAAUCCUAAUCCUAGCCAUUGUCCCUUGCCUCAUUAACUGGAUUACCCAAUUCAUAAGGGGACAAGUCUCUCAGGUCAAAUUAAUGGUCAUACGUCACCAAUAUAAACCCCUAGCUACAACAAACCUCUAAGAUUAGAGGUCAUCCACAAAAAAAAAAAAAAAAGGGGGGGAAUGAAGAGACGAAGAAAGCUCGUUCCAUCUGCUGCUUCCCCUCCCCUUCUCCCUUCAAAUCCAACUAGGUUAAGUUUUAACUUCCUAAAGGCCAUAAAACAAAGGCCUGAGGUACUAGCUCCUGACAUCCUGGGUCUUCCCUAUCUGGUAGCCCCGUCACAAAUUGUGUUAAUUGCAUCAGAUUGUAUUAGAUUGUACAUUCUUCACAGAAAUAGCUUCGUUUAUAUCAUAGUAAUACCUGUAACUGUAAAUGUGUGUCUUCCUUUUCCCCUGGGUAAAAGAUUGAUAUGUUAAUCAAUGCUCUCAUCUGUAAAGAAUUGUAAAAUCUUACCCAAUUGAUAUGUUAACCAUUGUUGCCCUCUACAAAUAGAAAGGUUGUGGUGCUAAAGUAAGGUAAUUAUGUCAGGAAACUCAGAGAUAAAGUCUGCUGACUAUGCUAAUCAAGAUUGGGAAGUAUGUCAGAACCAAGCCACACAGGAGCUAGGUGACCUAAAAAUAAGCUGUGCAAAACAAGACAGUUAAUCAACUCUGACCCACUGGUCGCCCCUCAUGAUCUGACCAAUCACAAAUGGACAAAUCACCAACUGUUCUGCUCUAACUGCUAUGAUUGGCUUCUGUAACAAUGCUUGCUUACUUUGCGGUUUUCAUCCUUAAAAACACCAGCCUUGCCCCAACUCAGGGUUCUCCGUUUCCACCUGUUUGGAGGACCCCGUGUACACGGAAUAAUAAAAACCCCAUUGUUUUUACAUGA